AGAGAGCUAGGAGGUCGCAACGCAGGAUCGUCCUCCCGGACCCUGAGCCGCCGGGGACAGAUCAAGGUUGGGGCAGAGCCUCUGGGGCUCCGGGCAGAGGGGCCCCUCGCCCCUGCCCCGCGGGGCCGCCUCGCCGCUGGCCCCCGCUUCGACCUUCUCGGCCGCCGACUUCUUCCAGAGUUCGCAGCCAGCGGGCGGCCGCUCGCCCCUCGGCAUUCUAUGCCUCCCGGAGUGCCCAGGUGAGCCUCGGGCCCCGCUAAGCCCCUACAGGCGCCGCCCCCCCUCUGUAGCCGCCACCGCCACCGUCACCACCGUCGCAGCAGCCGCCGCCGGGCCGGGUCCCCAGCAGCUGUCCGCGCCUCCCCCCUCCAGCCCCGGACACACAUGAGAUUCUUCAGGCUGACUUUCAAGUGUUUUGUCGACUGCUUCUGAGUACCCCCCGCCCGCCCCCUCGAACCUCACAGCCCUUUAUCCUCCCCCCCAACCAGGGGACUCCCCAUCCUUUCCCCUUCCCCUUUCCCCUUCCCUUCCCUCUGGAAAAUCGUCUCCCCCCUCCCCAAAUUCCGGGGGCAGCUUCCUUGCUGCUCCCCUAGAUCCUGGGCUCGUGCCCUCCUCCCCUAAUUGUUAGGGGCAUCUGCUGUCGACUGUUGGCGAAUUCAUUAGAGGGGAUUUGGGGAGACCACCUUGUGCGUCGGAGCACCCGGGCCUCCCGGGGUGUCCGACUCCUUUAAAGGGGACAGGAGUACCUAGACAGUGUCCUUUGUAUUCUCUCCGUGAUCCCCCCCCAACCCCAAUCCGAGCCCUCUGUCGUAUUCCACACAAACACACACGCAUACACACAAACACACACACAAGACACACACACCCCCAGCCCUGCCCUCGUAGCCAAGCCAUGGCGAAGAAGACCACAGAGAACGGCAUCUACAGCGUGUCCAGAGAAAAGAAGGGCUCGCUCCUGGACCCCGCGGACGGGCCCCCCCCAGUCAAGUCGGAGGUGGUGGCAGCCGGGAUGGGGGGCCCGAGUCCGGGCCCGGGCCUGGCCAUUCCGCCCCGGGAGACGUGGACCCGCCAGAUGGACUUCAUCAUGUCUUGUGUGGGGUUCGCGGUGGGCCUCGGCAACGUCUGGCGUUUCCCAUACCUGUGCUACAAGAACGGUGGAGGAGUAUUCCUAAUCCCCUAUCUUCUGAUUGCCCUGAUGGGCGGGAUCCCCAUCUUCUUCUUGGAAAUCUCACUGGGCCAGUUCAUGAAAGCCGGCAGCAUCAAUGUUUGGAACAUCUGUCCCCUCUUCAAAGGCCUAGGCUUUGCGUCCAUGGUGAUUGUCUUCUAUUGCAACACUUACUACAUCAUGGUGCUGGCCUGGGGUUUCUACUACCUGGUGAAGUCCUUCACGGCCUCACUGCCUUGGGCCUCCUGUGGGCAUGACUGGAACACCCCAGAGUGUGUGGAGAUCUUUCGCCAGGAGGAUUGUGCCAAUGCCAGUGUGGCCAACCUCACGUGUGACCAACUCUCAGAUCGCCGCUCCCCUGUUAUUGACUUUUGGGAAAAGAAAGUCCUUCGCCUGUCUUCAGGUCUAGAGGUGCCUGGGGAUCUCAAUUGGGAGGUGACCCUCUGCCUUCUAGCCUGUUGGGUUCUGGUCUAUUUCUGUGUCUGGAAGGGAGUCAAGUCAACCGGAAAGAUUGUUUAUUUCACUGCUACAUUCCCGUAUGUCGUCCUCCUUGUCCUGCUGGUGAGGGGUGUCAUGCUACCAGGAGCAUUGGAUGGCAUUAUCUACUAUCUCAAGCCUGAUUGGUCUAAGCUGGGGUCUCCACAGGUGUGGAUUGAUGCUGGCACACAGAUUUUCUUUUCCUACGCCAUCGGCCUGGGAGCACUCACAGCCCUGGGCAGCUACAAUCGUUUUAACAACAACUGUUACAAGGAUGCCAUCAUACUCGCGCUCAUCAACAGUGGUACCAGCUUCUUUGCUGGUUUUGUGGUGUUCUCCAUCCUGGGUUUCAUGGCCACGGAACAGGGUGUACACAUCUCCAAGGUGGCUGAGUCAGGACCAGGGUUGGCCUUUAUUGCCUAUCCCAGGGCUGUCACCCUGAUGCCUAUGGCCCCACUCUGGGCUGCCCUCUUCUUCUUCAUGUUACUGCUGUUGGGCCUGGACAGCCAGUUCGUAGGGGUAGAAGGAUUCAUCACUGGCCUCCUUGAUCUCCUCCCUGCCUCCUACUACUUUCGUUUCCAUCGGGAGAUCUCUGUCGCUCUGUGCUGUGUAGUCUGCUUUAUCAUCGACCUCUCCAUGGUUACUGAAGGCGGCAUGUACGUCUUCCAGCUGUUUGACUACUAUUCGGCCAGUGGUGUGACUUUGCUAUGGCAGGCAUUCUGGGAGUGUGCAGUGGUUGCCUGGGUUUACGGUGCUGACCGGUUCAUGGAUGAUAUUGCCUGUAUGAUCGGCUACCGGCCUUCCCCUUGGAUGAAAUGGUGCUGGUCCUUGUUCACCCCACUGGUCUGCAUGGGCAUCUUCACCUUCAAUGUGGCCUAUUACAAGCCACUUGUCUAUAACAACACCUAUGUGUACCCGUGGUGGGGCGAAGCGGUGGGCUGGUGCUUUGCCUUCUCGUCCAUGCUGUGUGUGCCACUUUACCUACUCUACCACCUCCUCGGGGCCAAGGGGACAUUCAUUGAGCGUUGGCGUGACCUGACCCAGCCAGUGUGGGGUCUCCAUCACUUGGAGUACAAGGCUCAGGACUCUGACGUCAGGGGCCUGACCACCCUGACCCCAGUGUCUGAGAGCAGCAAGGUCAUCGUGGUGGAGAGCGUCAUGUGACCUGCCCUGAGGGGGUGGGGCAGGAAGGGGGCACCUGCCUCUGCCCCAGUGUACCCCAAGCCAAUGGGAGAGACAGCCGAGCUCUCCCUCUCCUUCGCCUAUCCCCCCCACCAGCCUCCCUUCUUGUAGCCAUAGUAAACCCCCUCUCACUCCUUUCAACCCCCCUCACUGAGACCCUGGGGAGGGGGAGCCUUUUCUGUAUGAUACUGAUAGAGGGGACCCGGGUCAGGCUGGGGCCAUGCCAUGCUUGUAUGAGUGCUUGAGUCGAACUGGUUUUCUCUUUUCUUUUUUUAAAAUAAAACACCAAAAAAAAAAAUAAAAUUUUAAAAAAAACACCCACCAAAAUCAAGACCCCGCCCCCCACCAAUGGCACCUAGCCUAGUUAGUGGGAAUGUUGUUUUCCACUUUAAUUGCCCACCCUCUUCCCCCAGUUGGGAGCAGGGAGCUGACCUCUGGAGGAGCCCCCUUUUUUAGUGGAUGGGGACCCCCUGGGCCUCCACUCCCCUCCAUCCUUGGGUGGGGGUGUAUGUGUGGAGCAGCUCAGCUAGAGUAAACAAUUGGAGUAUCUUCUCUUCCCCUGCCCCAGGUUACAUUGUUGGUUAGUAGUCUUCUGGGCCCCAACCAAGGCCAAAUUCCCCAUGACCCCCCCCCCCAAGAUAAGGUGUGUAUGUGUGUGUGGGUGGGUGGUGUUUGUGCGUGCGCAUGUAUGUACAUAUAUACAGUGGCUAUAUAGAUAUAUACAGUAUAUAGAUAUAUACAAGACAUAUAUAUAUACAGUAUAUAGAUAUAUAUGGAAUUGAGAAUACCAGGUGUAAAUUAUGCCUAAGGGCAAAGAAGACUUGUAUUUUGCACAUUUUGUAAAAACUCUAAGAGAACUGAUUUCUGCCUGUAUAUUUCUAAAAAGAGAAACACCCUCCACCCCCCCCCCCCAACCCCAAGAGAGCCUGAUAGAGAUCUAAUUUUGUUAGAAAAAAAAAAAGCUGAAAAAAAGCUUCGAAUCCUGGCUUUGUCACAGGUUUUUGGUUCUUCCUUCCUGGCCAACAAGAGCAGCGAGGGGGACUCUGAUCUCCCUCCCCAGCAAUGCCGCCUGCCCGUGGCAUGGUGCCUGCUAUUCUGGCCCUUUAGGAGGGAGGGAAGGGGUGGCUCCCUAAAACACCAGCCUGGCAUAGCCCAAGGUGCCACUGUCCAUACUUGGCCCCUGCCCCAGCAUCCCAGGAAGGGGAGGGUGAUCGGUGCACCAGAGGGCACCUGAGAACCCAUGCCCGUGUUCCCCCUUCUAUGUCUGAUGCACUUGGCAUUAUCUCAGUCUUCCACAUAGAAGCUUUAAAACCCGCCUUGUGUCAAAGCAAAAUGGGCCCAAAGGAGACCAUGCCCAGUCCAGGUCUUGGGCCCUGGGACAUCCGUGACUGCUAAAAAGCCACCUGCAAACAUAGCAAUAAAGACAUGUCAUUUUUCAAA
Molecule: messenger RNA, 4264 nt
Organism: Dromiciops gliroides (monito del monte)
Lineage: Eukaryota; Metazoa; Chordata; Mammalia; Microbiotheria; Microbiotheriidae
Gene: SLC6A8
Product: solute carrier family 6 member 8
Exons: 13
Coding region: 893-2806 (637 amino acids)
Biological process (GO): neurotransmitter transport; sodium ion transmembrane transport
Cellular component (GO): plasma membrane
Molecular function (GO): creatine:sodium symporter activity
Source: RefSeq, a predicted model, not a curated record